Messenger RNA from Liolophura sinensis, 1008 nucleotides. RefSeq lists its product as uncharacterized. The coding region runs from base 263 to 628 and encodes 121 amino acids. Lineage: Eukaryota; Metazoa; Mollusca; Polyplacophora; Chitonida; Chitonidae. The transcript is spliced from 3 exons. The record is from RefSeq and is a predicted model, not a curated record.
GAAUACAAUAUGCGAACUUUCGAAAUUUGCGGUAAAGUUUUAACGUGAAAAUCAAUCAAACGUCUAAGUGACAUCUACGUAUAUACAGAUCACACUUAAGACAGAAAUAUGAAGUGUAAAAAUGGACACCCAGAGGCUCGAAUGCUGUGAAAAGACCUGUCAUCUUACAAGGUAGAAAUGUGAAAAGAUGUCCAUCAUAUCAUGGUGCUAUGAGUAUUUUCACAAAAACAACUAUGAAGGAUUUGGAAACAAGACAACCUGAAUGAAGAUGAAAAAACAGAUAAGAAUAUCAAAGUUCUUUGCUUCCAAACAAGGUAAAUUUUCCAAGCAUGCCAAAGUAGAAAGCAAGGAAUCUGAUGUGAUUAUCGUGGAUGAAGGUGAUGAGGACAGACAGCCAGUCUGUGCACAGAAGGAGGAUUUCCAAGCAAAGAAGAGACGUCUGGGGACUAAACAGAAUGACGAAGUGGAAUCACAGGUCAGGAAACGUGUGAAGUGUGAAGAAGGAGAAGGGGUGGAGCAUAAUGGAAGUUCAGAACCUCAGAGGUCAAACACUGUUCACCUAUCUGAGAAGACAAAGCUCAAACUGUCAACAUUCUUACUGGACUCGGGGAAGAUCGACACGAGCUGAAACCAUCAAGUAUAACUGUGGAUGACCUGAAAAGGUCAAGGUCUGAGCUCUCACAAAUGGGGACAUUGAUGAUGUGACAGGAGGAAAAUCUCAGGAUGAGGAGGAGGAGCCAGUGAGAAGCUCCGAUGAAGAACCAGGCCAAGUUGCAGUGAAUCGGCUGUCAUGUCAUCACAAUUUAGCAAACUAUAACCAAAACACAGUCUGAUGUUUUGGGAAAGUUCACUGCUGUCAGGACUAAGUCAGAGGAUGCGUAUGGUAAUACAGGGAAGGCAAACAGAAAAUCAAAGUGUAAAUACACUCCGCUGGAACAGCAGUUUGUGGCCAUCAAGGAUAAAUGCCCUGAUGCUGUGUUGUUUGUUGAGUGUGGGUACAAAUAUCGC